AUGAGUCAAUCUGAGCAGGAACCCCCUAAGGAAUUACCAGCACAGGAUACGCCUGCUGCAGAUGCUGCUUCCGCUGAGUCCGCUGAGCCAAAUGGAGCUAAGAAAUUGUCAAACAAGGAAUUGAAAGAGUUGAAGAAACGUGAAAAGGCUGCUAAACGGUCUGCUAAGAAGCAGGAAAGUGGUAUUACCAUUGAGCAACAACAGCAACAGGCUCAGGCAAAAAGAGAUAAGAAACAACAGCAGAGGGAACAACAGCUACAACAACAGAAAGAACAUCAGAGGAAGCGUGAGGAGAAAAACUCACAAUCCAAACAAAAAAUGAAGAAGAGUACAUUGUUUGGCCAUUUGGAGACUACAGAAGAGAGAAGAGCCACAAUACUCGCACUGACAAGUGCCAUCAGUUCGUCAAUGGCUUCAAGGAUCACUGCAACGGGACUGAUGCUACCUGCUGUGGCCAGUGCCUUGUCAGGUUCUCAAGUUCCUGCAAGUUCCUCAUUAUUUUCCCCCAUUGCACGUUCCACCAGUAUAGCGUCAGCAUCUAAUAGUAAUUUGGCAGCAUUAUCAUCAACGAACGGUCAGGCAGAUAAAAGUGACAUUACCAAGACGUUGGCAGCUGUCACUUUGGAGAGUGAAGAGUUUUCAGUGGUUCCAGGUAUUGGAUCUGUGAUUCCAAAGGCCAUUGAACACUCCUUUGACAGUCCUCAGAUGGUUUCAUCAGUCAAAGAACUGCUCUUGAACAAGGACUACAUCCAUCCAGCAAUCGCUUUAUUGACUUCCCGCAUAGCUAAUUACAUGAUUGUUGGAUCUAUUCCACGUUGCAUAGCAAUGCUAGAGGCAUUCCAAAUCGUGGUCAAGGACUAUCAAACACCUGAAGGUACCACUCUUUCGCGUAAUUUAACCAGUUACUUAUCGCACCAGAUUGAUAUCCUGAAGAAAGCCAGACCGCUGAGUGUGACUAUGGGUAAUGCUAUCAGAUGGCUGAAGCAGGAAAUUUCCCUGAUCGACCCCUCCACACCAGACAAGGAUGCCAAGCAAGAUCUUUACGAAAAGAUAGCGCAGUUUGCGCAUGAAAAAAUCGAACUUGCUGAUCAAUUGAUUAUCGAUAAUGCAUCUCAUCACGUUGAAAACGGUUCCACCAUCGUCACAUAUGGUUCUUCCAAAGUCUUGACCGAUCUACUGCUGCACAACGCCGUGGAUCUAGAGAAGAGUUUUAGGGUCAUUGUUGUAGACUCUAGACCAUUAUUCGAAGGUAGAAAAAUGGCCGAUAUUUUGAGAGGUCAUGGUGUGAAUGUCACAUAUGCGUUGAUUACGAGUUUGGAUGACAUCCUGCGCAUGUCAGUUGAUUACGUCUUUCUUGGUGCUCACUCGAUCUUAUCAAAUGGUUUCCUGUAUUCCAGAGUUGGUACAGCUAUGUUGGCAAUGAGCGCAAAGAGACGUAAUAUCCCGGUAUUGGUCUGUUGCGAGAGUUUGAAAUUUUCGCAAAGAGUUCAGCUUGAUAGUGUUACUUUCAAUGAAUUGGCGGAUCCAGAUGAUCUAAUCGCUAUCGACUCCAAGAAGCUGGUCGAUAGAGAUAACGUCAGAGGCGCACUGUUGAAACAGUUCUCGAAAGAACGUCAAGAGGAGAAAAAGAAGAACUCGCAGGAGAUCAAGGGGAAUGGUAAGAACACACCUAACUCGCCAUCUGCUGCUGCUACCAAUUCCAACCCACAAGAGAAGACAGGGAAGAAUAUAUUAGAUGGAUGGCAAGAGAUCCCCAGCUUGAACAUCGUCAAUAUCCUAUACGAUCUAACACCACCAGAGUACAUUAAGAAGAUCAUUACGGAGUUUGGAGCUCUGCCACCAUCAUCAGUUCCUGUCAUCUUAAGAGAAUAUAAAAGUUCAGCCUGA
This is a messenger RNA of Torulaspora delbrueckii, 1887 nucleotides long. It is a transcript of the gene GCD2, whose product is annotated as translation initiation factor eIF2B subunit delta. The record is from RefSeq and is a predicted model, not a curated record. NCBI's taxonomy places the organism in Eukaryota, Fungi, Ascomycota, Saccharomycetes, Saccharomycetales, Saccharomycetaceae. Bases 1 to 1887 code for a protein of 628 amino acids. The transcript has a single exon.